Messenger RNA from Lodderomyces orthopsilosis Co 90-125, 801 nucleotides. RefSeq lists its product as uncharacterized. Lineage: Eukaryota; Fungi; Ascomycota; Pichiomycetes; Serinales; Debaryomycetaceae. The transcript has 2 exons. Gene Ontology annotation, cellular component: nucleus; cytoplasm. The coding region runs from base 1 to 801 and encodes 266 amino acids. The record is from RefSeq and is a predicted model, not a curated record. Gene Ontology annotation, molecular function: RNA binding.
AUGUCUUUUCAAAACAAAAAUUUAUACGACUUGUUGGGUAACGAUGUCGAGGAAGACAAUGCCGCUGCCAACCUUCCAAUCAAGGAGGUUGUAAAGAAGAACAUUUCUUCAAAGAAGACUGACGUUCCUCCACCAUCAGCAGACCCAGCCAAAGCCAAAAAGAAAUCCAAGCCAACUGGUAACGAAGGUGCUUUGAAAACCAAAAACAGCAACAAGGAUGUUCCUCCACCACAAUCAACUGCUACCAAACACCAAAAGAAACCAUUUGACCGUCACUCAAGAACAGGUAAGACUGACUCCAACAAAAAGAUCAAACAAGGUUGGGGUAACUCAGAGUCCAGAGAAUUGGAAGGUGAAGCUGAAGGAACCGAAGACGCUGAAGCUGACUUGGUAGAAGAGGCUGAAGAGGAAGUGGACACUUCUCCAAAGAAGUCUCUCCAAGAAUACCUCGCCGAGCAAGAGCAAAAGCAAAGGGAAUUGGACGGAGCUAAGAAAUUGAGAAAGGCCAAUGAAGGUGCUGAACAAAAAUGGAACUCAGAAGAGAAGAUUGAAAAGACUCAAGAAGCUUACUAUGCUGCUUCUCAUCAAAAGAAGUCCAAAGCAAAGGCUCCAAAAGAAAAGGUCUUUUUGGAAAUUGAUGCCGUUUUUGCUGAUGAGCAACCACAAGCACCUAGAGGUGGUUUCAGAGGUGGAAAGAGAGGAGGAUCCAGAGGUAACAGCAGAGGUAACAGUAGAGGUAACAACAGAGGUGGCCUCAGAGGUGGAAAAUCUUACAACGAAAGAGAUUUCCCAUCCUUGUGA